Molecule: messenger RNA, 708 nt
Organism: Rhodofomes roseus
Lineage: Eukaryota; Fungi; Basidiomycota; Agaricomycetes; Polyporales; Fomitopsidaceae
Product: vesicle transport v-snare protein vti1
Exons: 5
Coding region: 1-708 (235 amino acids)
Biological process (GO): intracellular protein transport; intra-Golgi vesicle-mediated transport; Golgi to vacuole transport
Cellular component (GO): Golgi apparatus; ER to Golgi transport vesicle membrane; endoplasmic reticulum membrane
Molecular function (GO): SNAP receptor activity; SNARE binding
Source: RefSeq, a predicted model, not a curated record
AUGGACCAGUCCCCCACCGCCCUCUUUGACUCGUACGAGUCUGACUUCAAGCAGAUCAUCGCGAGCAUCCGGGAGAAGCUCGAUGGCGAUGCGAAGGGCGAGCAGACUGGUGCCACAGAGCAGCGAAAGGCGGCGUUGCGCCGGGUAGAGAUGGAGCUGGACGAGGCAGACGAGAUGGUCUCGCAAAUGGAGAUCGAAAUCCAGGGCAUCCCGCAGUCGAUCCGCGCGUCCUACCAGUCGCGCAUCAAGGCCGCCAAGGCCGACCUCGCGCGGUACAAGAAGCUCUCCAAGGACCUGCACGCCUCCACCGCCCGCGCGGACCUCCUCGCGCGGUCCCCCGCGUUCGGCACGGGCUCCGACCCGAGCAUCGCGGACGACCCGUACGGCGACCGCAGCGACCGCACCCGCCUGCUCGCGGGCACCGCCCUCCUCGAGGACGGCAGCCGGCGCCUGCAGGAGAGCCAGCGGAUCGCGCUGGAGACGGAGGAGCAGGGCACGGACAUCCUCAGGAGUCUCCGCGUGCAGCGGGAGCAAAUCGAGAAUUCGCGGGAUACGCUCCAACGCGCGGACACGUCGAUCGACCGUGCCUCUGGUACGCUCAAGAAGAUGAUCAGGAGGAUGUACCAACAACGCGUCGUGACGGGCGCUAUCAUCCUCGUUCUCGUCUUGCUGAUCCUCAUUAUCCUCUGGGCCAAGCUCUUCCACUGA